Molecule: messenger RNA, 807 nt
Organism: Chrysochloris asiatica (Cape golden mole)
Lineage: Eukaryota; Metazoa; Chordata; Mammalia; Afrosoricida; Chrysochloridae
Gene: CER1
Product: cerberus 1, DAN family BMP antagonist
Exons: 2
Coding region: 1-807 (268 amino acids)
Biological process (GO): determination of heart left/right asymmetry; signal transduction involved in regulation of gene expression
Molecular function (GO): morphogen activity
Source: RefSeq, a predicted model, not a curated record
AUGCAUCUUCUACUGCUACUGCUGGUCCUGCCUCUGGGGCAGGCAGGGCGGCACCAAGAUGGCCUCCAGAGUCAGCAUUCUCUCUCCUUUGAGCUUCUAGAAAGGAGUCAUGGGGAGAUCCCCAUGGGCAACCACGAGGAGGCUGAGGAGAAGCCAGAUCUGUUUGUGGCAAUGCCACACCUGCUGGGCACCAGUCCUGCCAUGGAAGGCCAGAGACAGAGAGAGAAGAUGCUGUCCAGGUUGGGGAACUUAUGGGAGCAGUCUGAGAGAAAACAGCAUCUGUCUGGGGAUUCCGUCAGUGAGCGCAGUGUGCCACCUGUGACCCAGGCCCACCCUCAGCCGGUGGAUGGGAGAGAAAUGGAGAAAUCUCCUCUUCGGGAAGAGGCCAAGAAAUUCUGGAACUACUUCAUGUUCAGAAAGAGCCCCACUUCUCAGGGGGUCAUCUUGCCCAUUAAAAGCCACGAAGUGCAUCAGGAGACCUGUCGAACAGUACCCUUCAGCCAGACUAUCACUCAUGAAGACUGUGAAAAAGUAGUUGUCCAGAACCACCUUUGUUUUGGGAAGUGUGGGUCUGCUAAUCUUCCUGGAGCUGUGCAGCGCGCCCAUGCCUCCUGCUCCCACUGCUUGCCUACCAAGUUCACUAUGAUGCACUUGUCCUUGAACUGCACUGGCCUGGCCCCUGUGGUCAAGGUAGUGAUGCUGGUGAAGGAGUGCCAAUGCCAGAUAAAGACAGACCACAGGGAUGGAUACCUCGAGCAGGAAGAUUUCCAUGCCCAGGAUUCCUUUGUUCCGGGAUUUUCAACUUAA